Messenger RNA from Ailuropoda melanoleuca (giant panda), 998 nucleotides. It is a transcript of the gene PTPRCAP, whose product is annotated as protein tyrosine phosphatase receptor type C associated protein. NCBI's taxonomy places the organism in Eukaryota, Metazoa, Chordata, Mammalia, Carnivora, Ursidae. The record is from RefSeq and is a predicted model, not a curated record. Bases 155 to 778 code for a protein of 207 amino acids. The transcript is spliced from 2 exons.
CAGGGGCCUAUGGCAGGGAGGGCUGGGUGGGGUACGUGGGCAGGAAGCGGAAGCGCCCAGUAACCCCUAGCUGCAGCUGAGCGCGCCAGAGCUCACUUCCACUCAACACAGCCAGAGCUGGUGACGGGCGCCAAGCACCGAGGCCGGCAGACUGAUGGACCUGCCCUGUGCCCUAGGGCUCGGGACAUUGCUGGCCCUGCCAGGGGUCCUGGGCUCAGGCAGCGGCGCCCAGGACAGUGAGGGCUCCAACUCCGUCACUGUCGUCGUGCUGCUGCUGCUGCUCCUGCUGCUGGCCACCGGCCUGGCGCUGGCCUGGCGCCGCCUCAGCCGUGACUCGGGGGGCUACUACCACCCGGCCCGCCUGAGCGCCGCGCUGUGGGGCCGCACCCGCCGCCUCCUCUGGGCCAGCCCACCAGGCCGCUGGCUCCGGGCCCGGGCCGAGCUGGAGUCGCCCGAUGAGGACCCAGAGCGGCAGCAGGACGAGCAGGACGUGGAAGAGGACUACCACCUGGUGGGUGGCCUGGAGGAGGCAGAGUCCCAGGAAGAGGGUCAGGGAUGCGGAGAGGGGCCCGGCCCACAGCACGUCCCAGAGCCAGCGGAGGAAGCACAUGACAGUAACAUCGAAGGGGGCCUGGGCCUCGGCGCCCAGGGGCCAGCGGGCUCGGGGGGCAGCGCCGAGGCCCUGCUGAGCGACCUGCACGCCUUUGCUGGCAGUGCGGCCUGGGACGACAGCGCCAAAGCGGCUGGGGGCCAGGGCCUCCACGUCACCGCACUCUAAGAGCCAGCGAGGUGUCCCAUCCCUGUCACUGUGCCUUUGUCUCCCAAGCUGCCCUGCCCUGGACCCAUCGUCACCCACACCCCCCCCAUGAAGAGUCUCAGACGAUUGCUCCCCCACCAGUUCUAUCCCCAAACCUGUGCAUCCCUGUCCCCACUAGGAAGGCCGCCCAUCCCUAGGGGCACUGGGCAGCCAUCUGAAAUAAAACCGCUCUGGCCCUGUG